AUGGGCUGUGGACAGUCCCAGCCCGCCGAGGACCAGAGACGCGUGCCCGGGCCCAAGAAGGGCUGGGAGGAGGGAUCCAAGGUUGAUGUCAGAGUGACUCAUUCCAAGGAGAAUCGCAGUCCCCAGACUGACAGUGCAUGGCCCAAGGACACUGUGAACAAGGCAGAAGGCCUGGAUGAACAAGCCCAGAUGGGGAGCUUACCUGGAAUUAUUCCAGAAAGUUCUCCACCUCCUGGUGAAAGAAAUGGAAGAUUGAAUUCAGACCCAGUGACAAAUGGAUUAAUCAAUAAGACCAAACCUCUAGAGACUCAAGAACGACAAAAGUCAUCAGACAUUCUGGAAGAACUCAUUGUUCAAGGAAUAAUACAAAGCCAAAGCAAAGUAUUUAGAACUGGAGAGUCAUAUGAUGUCAUGGUGGACACAACUGAGAAGCCACUAAGAAAGCCACCAGCCAGACUGAAAAAACUUAAGAUAAAAAAGGAAGUAAAGGAUUUCACAAUGAAGGACAUAGAAGAGAAGAUGCAGGCGGCAGAAGAGCGUAGGAAGAUGAAAGAAGAAGAAAUAAGAAAAAGACUACAGAGUGACCGACUUUUUCCCCCAGUUAAUCAUUCAGAUUCAGCUCAACUAGGAGGAUCUGAGGUUCCACUUGUCAAAGGACUUCCAACUGUGAAUUCUGCCUCCUUUGAACCAUCUGACCCACAGGGAGGAGAGGCUCUGAAGAGGAAGAAGAGUAAAAGUGAGGCAGCCCCAAUUGACAGAAACUAUAACUAUGAAGGUUUUGGGGUCAUAGAGUCAGACAUGUCCUACAACCAAGAGGACGACAUAUUCUGA
Messenger RNA from Castor canadensis (American beaver), 831 nucleotides. RefSeq names its product stathmin domain containing 1 (gene Stmnd1). Gene Ontology annotation, biological process: regulation of microtubule polymerization or depolymerization. The record is from RefSeq and is a predicted model, not a curated record. NCBI's taxonomy places the organism in Eukaryota, Metazoa, Chordata, Mammalia, Rodentia, Castoridae.